This is a messenger RNA of Cryptococcus amylolentus CBS 6039, 762 nucleotides long. RefSeq lists its product as hypothetical. The transcript is spliced from 5 exons. The record is from RefSeq and is a predicted model, not a curated record. NCBI's taxonomy places the organism in Eukaryota, Fungi, Basidiomycota, Tremellomycetes, Tremellales, Cryptococcaceae. Bases 1 to 762 code for a protein of 253 amino acids.
AUGAAGUCACGCGAAGCCUCCCGCCCCCCUGGAUAUUACAGCCAAGCAACGAUGGUUACCGCCUCUGACGACUCCAGCCUCGACGGGGACGCGAAUUACGUGCCUCCAGAAGAUGAUGAUGAUGAUGACACGAGCAAUGACAUUGGUGAAAGUGAAACCGAUGAUGUCGAGCAUGUUAGACGUGAUGACAGCGGAACGAAUCGAAUCGAUUUUGAAGAUGGAGUGGAGACAAGUGGACACUGGAGGUGGAAGGUUCAGUACAACCUUAGCAAGGCGUGGAGGCGUGAAGGUGAAUCUACGCAAUCCAAAGCUUCGCGUAGUGCUGUCCUUUCGUUGAGCAAGCCUAAGAAAGGCUUCACGGGCAUGCCGUCCACGAUAUUGCUCGAGUUGAACAAAGUGCCAUAUUCAGCAACCGCGAUGCAGCCGUACCCAAUCGAGAUGGUCGUAUCCCUCGCACCUCGGAAUACAGGCCAGUCGAAAUCGUCGGUUCUCGCCCAUUGCGAGCGAGUUUGCUAUUUACGUAUCGAAAGCUGGCCAGGGGCUGCCGCCUCGACACCCCCGAUGAACGCCACGAAGCACGUGCUGAUUGCCUUCAAAACCCCCGAGCUCUGCGAGGGAUUUUGUCGCAUGGUGAAGCCUUGCAUCAGGCUGAAGGCCCUCCCCCCCACAGGACCCUGGCCGAAACCCAACUGGGUGAAAAAGUUCGUGACUUUGGCGACAGGAAAGAGCCAGAAGAGGAGCACAACAAGGUCCGACACGUGA